This is a messenger RNA of Penicillium bovifimosum, 228 nucleotides long. RefSeq lists its product as uncharacterized. NCBI's taxonomy places the organism in Eukaryota, Fungi, Ascomycota, Eurotiomycetes, Eurotiales, Aspergillaceae. The record is from RefSeq and is a predicted model, not a curated record. The transcript has a single exon. Bases 1 to 228 code for a protein of 75 amino acids.
AUGGAGGGCUGUGCGCUGGUCAAGGUCAACGGCAUUGAGAUCUGUACCAGCCUCGGUAAGAAGAAGCUGGAAUAUAACGUUGGGUCCCAGCUCUGCGGCGAUGUGAAGACGGCCGCGCAAAUCAGUGGUGUUCAGCUGAUAACAAGAAGCACUCAACAGACUCAUAUGGACAGUGUAUCAUCAGGCCACACCAAACCCAUCGGGCCAAUCUGCAGGGCGGGAAAGUAA